Molecule: messenger RNA, 3777 nt
Organism: Ooceraea biroi (clonal raider ant)
Lineage: Eukaryota; Metazoa; Arthropoda; Insecta; Hymenoptera; Formicidae
Gene: Galphaq
Product: G protein alpha q subunit
Biological process (GO): adenylate cyclase-modulating G protein-coupled receptor signaling pathway
Cellular component (GO): heterotrimeric G-protein complex; cytoplasm
Molecular function (GO): guanyl nucleotide binding; G-protein beta/gamma-subunit complex binding; G protein-coupled receptor binding
Source: RefSeq, a predicted model, not a curated record
GUCAAAGGAGGAUUCCGUUAUCUUGAGCCAUGGCGUGCUGCCUAUCGGAAGAGGCGAAGGAACAGAAACGUAUCAACCAGGAGAUCGAACGGCAAUUGCGGAGGGACAAGCGGGAUGCCAGGCGGGAACUCAAGCUGCUGUUACUCGGUACCGGCGAGUCAGGCAAGUCCACCUUCAUCAAGCAGAUGAGGAUCAUCCACGGUUCGGGCUACUCGGACGAGGAUAAGAGAGGCUUCAUCAAACUCGUCUACCAAAACAUCUUCAUGGCGAUGCAGUCCAUGAUUCGGGCGAUGGAUCUCCUGAAGAUUCAGUACGGUGAUUCCUCGAACAUAGAAAAGGCGGAACUCGUGCGGAGCGUAGACUUUGAAACGGUCACGACGUUCGAGAGUCCGUACGUGGAGGCGAUCAAACACCUGUGGGCCGACGCCGGUAUACAAGAGUGCUACGAUCGCAGACGGGAAUACCAGCUGACGGAUUCCGCCAAGUAUUAUCUUAGUGACCUAGAACGUAUCGAAAAGCCCGAUUUCCUCCCGACCGAGCAAGACAUCCUAAGGGCACGAGCUCCUACCACUGGCAUUAUAGAAUAUCCGUUUGAUCUGGACUCCAUCAUUUUUAGGAUGGUAGACGUCGGUGGACAGAGAUCGGAAAGAAGAAAAUGGAUCCAUUGUUUCGAGAACGUCACUUCAAUUAUAUUUUUAGUAGCUCUAAGUGAAUAUGAUCAAAUUCUAUUUGAAUCGGAAAACGAGAAUCGAAUGGAGGAGAGUAAAGCACUUUUCAAAACGAUCAUAACAUAUCCCUGGUUUCAACAUUCUUCCGUUAUCCUAUUUCUCAACAAAAAGGACCUGCUGGAAGAAAAGAUCAUGUAUUCCCAUCUUGUCGACUAUUUCCCGGAGUACGAUGGUCCGCAGAGAGACGCCAUAGCAGCUAGAGAAUUCAUUCUAAGGAUGUUUGUUGACUUGAAUCCAGACAGUGAGAAGAUUAUCUAUUCCCACUUUACGUGUGCCACAGAUACGGAAAACAUCAGAUUUGUGUUCGCGGCUGUGAAGGACACUAUCCUGCAGUCGAAUUUGAAGGAGUACAACCUGGUUUAGACGACGAAACGUGCUGCGAAUUCAGACGGACUCUCGACCAGUUUCUCUCGCACCCUGACCAAUGCAUCAGUGUGAGACUGCAAUUCCGUUGACUCGCGAGCGCGACCCGAGGAACGAAAACAUGGGAAAACGGUGGAGAAGCGCGAGUUGCGGAAACGACAGUUGCGCGAUUCUCGUGGUGCCAUCGUAAACGCCAUGUACACACGGCGCAAGCCAUCCACCGAGCGUUGUACAGUUCCGAAGCGUGGAACUUUUGUCGCGUGAUUGCAGCAUCAGCGGCAUCAGCAGCGUGACCAUCGCAUAGUCAGACAGACGCGUAUAGAUGCACACAAUUACACGGCGGACGAUAUAGAAGCACAAUGACGCGCGGUGAAGGAGCGAGCGAGGAUCCAAGAGCGUCACGAGCGUGUCACAUGCGAGAAGAGGGAAACGUGACUCUCUUCACCGUCGAUACCAACUCGCGCGAGUCGACUCGGUUCUCUCGUACAUCGGUUCCCGUCUCGGGAUUUGUUACCUUUCUUUUGUAGUUCUUAGUCGAUACAUUGCGCGCGUACGCACUUUCCUCCCCCACUCGUGGAUGCGUCAUGGAUACCGUGGGGGGAAGGAGCUCCGGACUUUGCCUCUUUUAUAUAUAUAUAUAUAUAUAUACACGUAUAUAAACAAAAAUUAUAUAUAUAUAAAUAUAUAUAAACAGACGACGCGAGAGAGCGAAGCACACGUGUCUCACGCGUGCGAGCGUGAUGCAUGGCACGGCUGUGCCGCGUGCAUUUUUAACGGCGCGCCCGUCCGUGUUCGUCUCAAGUCCAAAAGAUCUCAACAGAGGUGAAGAAAACUGAAGAGGCGAAACGGCGUGGCGAGCGAACGAAAGAAACGCUUUUUAAUCACAAAUUAGAUUCGGUGACACAAGUGAGAGCAAUUCUAGUGCCAUUUACUAGUGUGGUGUUGUUUUUUCCUUUUCUUUUCUAUAUUCUUUUCUUUUUUUAUUUUAACAUACUAAACGCUAAAUCACGAAAACUUCCUUCCUUUAGAGUUACGCGAAAGCCAAAGUUUUUUUUGUUUCUUCCUUUUUAUCCAUGCCAGAAGUGACUCAAAGUUCUUUCUGCAUGUGACUUGAAUGCAUUAAAGAAUUCAUCGUAUAAAUAUUGUUAUAUAUAAUAUAAGGAAUGAAACAUAGAUUGUAGAGCGCGCGCGCGCGCGCGCGCGAGAGAGAGAGAGAGAGAGAGAGAGAGAAAGCGAAAGCGAGAGUGUAUGCACGAGUACGUAUGAAGGGUAACAGCGACAGUAAUAGAGGAAAAUCAGAGAGAGGAUGAGAUAUGUGUUGCGUGCAAACAAUGUGUGAACAAACGAGUGUAUUAGUGCUGAGGAAGAGAUAAGCUUUGUGUUUACGGAAGCGAAAAAUAUUAUGGGAAGCUGCAUUUGUUUGAUGUGACUUAGGUAAUUAAGGGGCGGGAGGAGCCCGCAGAUAUCUCUCUCUGCCGUCUCCUCUCUCUCUCUGCCGGCUGUGCGUGCAGGUCGCGCGAGGGCAACUAUACUCUCGAACUCGAAGCGAGCGAAUCCCUUCGAGAGAAGAAAGGAGUGCCGACUCGCAAAGAAUUUCUCGAGAAUCGAGAAGUUUUGGACAGACUGGUGAAGAAUAAAUUAUUCUUGGGAAUGAAGAAGAACUCGACUCGUGCGGAGACAAGUUCUUUCCCAGGAACGAGACUAUCUUGAUUCGCGAGGACGAGUCUUCGAGAAUGAGCAAAUUUUUCACGGAUAAACCUCUUGUUCCGCAUUAGGGCGAGGGUCUUCUGAGGGGGAGGGGGGGGAAAGAUGAACAAAGAUGCGUUCUCGUCGUGGUUCUCCGUUCGUCGGACUCUCGUUAGUCCGCACAGCGGCACAGCCAUCGCGCGCAGCCAGGGUCAUGGGUCUUUUUUCCCACUAGAGAGGGGAAGGGGACUUUAUGUCCCUCGCUUGCUUCGUAUCCACAUUUUACAGUGUACGUAUGUAUGAACUGCUCACUGCCUGCGCUCGCUCAUAUACUGGCUAGCGCGCUGCCCGCUGCUCGUACUCUCCGGCAGUUUCAUCGCUCUUUAUGGUUUCCGCCGACGAUGCGCGUAGAAACAAAGUCAAGUCUCGAGUGUUUGAAAUUGAGAAAGGAUGGGCUCUGAUAAAUCACCGCAAUAAAGUAGAGAGCGCGAGGAGGCAGAAAAAGCACACGGUAUUCUCUGCUUGAAAUCAACAUCCACAGAUAGAAGGUCCCGUUUUCGUGUUAUCUAUGGAAGCCGUAGACGAAACCAACGAUAACUGAUAUAAACGUGAGGCUUUGCGGUCAUGCGUACGCCGUCGGCCGGAGAGAGGCUGGGAGGGACGAAGGAACCUUGCACUCUUACGUGAUCGACGACGCGCGAGAACUUUUCGACGAGAAUCGGGCCUUGCCGAUUUGCUUCCGAGAUGGAUAACGGCGGUUACCGCGCAUGCGUGCGCGCGCAAACUCGGAGAGUACGUCGCGCGAACAAAGACGAUCCUCUCUAAAGUCGCGGUGUCGCUCGAGUCCGAAAGGAUCUCGCACUAGGGAGCCACCAUGCGCGUACGGCAGCCCCGAGAGUCCCCGGACCUCACCGGCGCCGCGCACGCACACAUUCACACAUCGGACAGCAUGUGUCACACACACCUUGGUUGGAACAUUGAGUUUAUAUGAAAGGAAAAA